AUGGCAUUCGCGAGAAAAAAGCCCACCCUCAAGCCAUGCGACAUCGACCCCGGACGGCGACACCGAGCGCGCAGCGACUCCGAUGACGAUGCACCCAUCGCCGAGCCGUCACCCAGCAAGAUCCAGCAGAUCAGCGAAGGCUCGGUAAAGCUCGCGCAGACGUCGGCUAGAUGCGUGCGGAGCGGCACCAGGUCGGUAGCAGCUGCUGGGCUGGCGAACCUGAAAUGGAUUCUUCUCAUCUUGCUCCUGUACUACCUAGUCUCAGUCCCUGACCCUCUUUCCAUGAUCUCCAAUGUCAGUUUGGAAACUAGAAGACCGCGGCUUUGGAGGAAAACUCAUUAUGACAUUCAGUGGUCUCCCAUCUUCUACAUCCUAUUGUUGCUUCAUUCUCCACCUCCUGAUGUUCACCAAUCUCCCUACGCCGCUGUUCGAAAUUAUCCUGCGUGCACCAUGAAAGCAACUGGUGAUUUUGGAUUCCCUCCUCGACACCAUGACCUUCAUACUCGCCACCGUUCCCGAGAAGGACAAUAUCAAUCCAUGUCCUCUCAUAGACCGGCACGCUUUGGUCUAUUGAAUGAUAUAUCUGCCCACCCGACCUGCCCAACGAGAACUGAAGGGCCUGUUGGUAGUUUGCUGAGACUUCCAUGUUCAGAUCUGCAGGCUAAGGUAGCAUAA
Clonostachys solani is the source of this 675-nucleotide messenger RNA. NCBI's taxonomy places the organism in Eukaryota, Fungi, Ascomycota, Sordariomycetes, Hypocreales, Bionectriaceae. The record is from the annotation of a GenBank genome assembly.